GGAUGCUAGCCGCCUUAAAAACCCUAGAAGGGGAUGAUGGGGCGGUAAAUUCCGUGCACACAAUGCCACAUAUAUCGGGAUAACUAUUUUCAAACCAUUUUUGGACAUCGACCCCUGUUUAUCUUCUUGAUGAGCUAUAGCGUUUUGCCUUAUGGACUCUUUCAUGUCCUGGGAAAGGAUUUUGCAACCUAUUUGCGGAUACCUGCAAGAGCCUAGUGUAAAUGUUGUAAACAAUGAGCGUUUUCACCUGGAUCAUUACUAGAUAACCUGGGAUUUAUACAAUAUUUGACGGGAUUGCAUUAGGUUCAAGGCAACAAAUAUGUCCAAAAUUGAACGUCUGAAUGCCCGAGUGGAAAAGCUGCUGUCUAAAGCGGUGCAGGAGGUUCUGGAGGUGGUGAAGGAGACAGUGUCCGAGUACCAGGAGAAAACUGCCAGAACACAGAGAGAGAACCAAAGUCUCAAGAGGAGGCUGCAGGAGCUCCAGGAGAAACUAGAAAUCAAUGGAUGUGUGCCACAAAUCCCCCCUGUAGCCCAGCAGGCGGAUGCAGACCAGCAUCAGAUGGAGCAGAACCAGAAACAGGAGGUAGAAGAGGACAUUGAUCUUGUCCCCUCUGAUAAAGAAAUUGCACUAAUCUGUCCAUCAUAUUCAUUUGAAGACCUUGACUGUGAAGCAUCCAUCCCAUUAUUAGUCACCCCCUGUGUCUCCCCUAGAGCUACGACAGGACCACAUUUAGGUGGUGAUGACUUCAACAGUCCAAGAGCUCUUAAAACGGAGAGUGAUCAUGGCCUGUCAGCUCCUAUUUCCAAUCAUGUUGUUACAAUCUCUGACAACGAUCAUCAAAUGAAAGUGGAGCCUACGUCGAUUGAAGACGCCACGUGCAACACAAGUUAUUGUCAUGGUGAUGCUGGCACGAGCGCUACAUCCUCACACAGACUAAACCUAGAGCCUCCUCAAGCCAAUUCUGGACUCUACUCUGAGUCUGGACUUGUCUUCUGUGUGGAGCAAAACGGCAUAGAGGGGCCGCCAUCCCAAAGAGACAACAGUACGAACAGUGUUGCAGAGAAACAUCACACCACUCAAACAAUCACAAAAGUGGGCUCUUCAGGCUCAAGAGGGUUCCAGAGGAACAGCAGAAAACACUACUGCUGCUCGCUCUGUGGUCGCACCUUUAGGCACGCCGGGGACUACAAGAAACACAACAGGGUGCACACGGGGGAGAAGCCCUACUGCUGCUCGGUGUGCGGGAAGCGCUUCAGUCAGUCGGGCUACCUGACGGUGCACCUGCGCUAUCACACGGGAGAGAAGCCGUUUGGCUGCAGUCACUGUGGGAAAAGUUUUAGUCACUCGAGUAACAUGAAGAAACACCUGCAGACCCAUCUGUGAGCCUGCUGGAUCCAGAACGUCUCUACACAUAUGCUUUUGAUAUUCAGGGAUGGACACAGUAAAUGACAAAAAGUGCAAAGUGUUGGAUUCUCAAAGUUUAACGUCAAGCCAUCUUUUAUGAACAUAUUUGUCAGCUGAGUGUAUUGCAAUCCUAUUGAAAAAGGGGAUGUAGCUUCAGGCGUGUUACAUGUAAGAGUAAUUGUGCCAUAUUUAACCAAAACAGGAUGCUUAUUGUAGAGCACAUUAAUUCAACAACAGUAAUUCCUACUGUUUCUGUCUUAUAGGCCUGCUAUUGAUUGUCCAAUUUCCAAAUCAAAUAAAUGCAUUUGGUACUUAUGUGUGGUAAAGUAUUGCUAACAAGAUUCCUUUUCAAAGAUCCUAAACAAUCUGAAGUUACGAAGCCAAACCAGACAUU
Molecule: messenger RNA, 1799 nt
Organism: Etheostoma cragini (Arkansas darter)
Lineage: Eukaryota; Metazoa; Chordata; Actinopteri; Perciformes; Percidae
Product: zinc finger protein 33B-like
Exons: 3
Coding region: 320-1384 (354 amino acids)
Biological process (GO): regulation of transcription by RNA polymerase II
Molecular function (GO): RNA polymerase II cis-regulatory region sequence-specific DNA binding; DNA-binding transcription factor activity
Source: RefSeq, a predicted model, not a curated record